Messenger RNA from Protopterus annectens (West African lungfish), 1239 nucleotides. Its product is annotated as vomeronasal type-2 receptor 26-like. Gene Ontology annotation, biological process: G protein-coupled receptor signaling pathway. Lineage: Eukaryota; Metazoa; Chordata; Ceratodontiformes; Protopteridae. The coding region runs from base 1 to 1239 and encodes 412 amino acids. Gene Ontology annotation, cellular component: membrane. Gene Ontology annotation, molecular function: G protein-coupled receptor activity. The transcript has 3 exons. The record is from RefSeq and is a predicted model, not a curated record.
AUGACCAAGUAUGCAGACAACUGCAAGUUCAGGGCAAUCACAGAAUCCCAUGAAGACACAAACAUCCUCAAGGAGGGUCUCACACGAAUUAACUAUUGGUGUAAGAACCAUGGACUCAAACUAAAAUGCAAAAAAAGUGCAGAAAUUUCUCCUUCAGGUCAGGUUCCACGCUCGAUCUGCAAUGAAAAUUGUCUACCUGGACACAGAAAAGCCACAAGGCGAGGUGAACCUAUUUGCUGCUUUGACUGCAUCAUGUGUUCCAAGGGAGAAAUUGCCAACCAUAGUGAUGCAACAGGCUGCUUGCAAUGUCCAAAAGAACUACACCCUAAUGACAGACAAGACAAGUGCAUUCAGAAACUCACUGAAGUCCUUUCUUACGAAGAUCCUCUGGGCACAGCUCUAGCUGCCAUUAACUGUGCAUUUGGUAUCAUCACUGUUUCUAUUCUUUGUGUUUUUAUCAGGAACCAAGAGACACCAAUCGUCAGGGCUAAUAAUCGUGAACUCAGUUAUAUUCUCCUUCUUGCCCUUACGCUAUGUUUCCUGUGUUCCUUGAUUUUCAUUGGCCAGCCGACAGGGUUGACAUGUCUUCUCCGUCAGACAACUUUUGGUGUUAUAUUUUCCCUUGCCAUUUCUUGUAUUCUUGCUAAAACAGUCAUUGUUAUUAUUGCCUUCAGGGCUACUCAGCCAGGGAGCAACUUAAGAAAAUGGCUGGGAGCCAGACUGCCGAUUUCUAUUGUAUUUUGUUCUACUGUAAUUCAGCUGUUCAUAAGCAGUGGAUGGAUGUUUCUUUCUCCACCUUUCCCUGAAUCUGAUAUGGAAUCUGGAGAAGGCACAAUCACUCUUCAGUGUAAUGAUGGUUCAGUAACUGCAUUCUGGAGCAUGCUGGGAUACAUGGGCCUUCUUGCCACUGUUAGUUUAAUCAUUGCCUUUCUUGCAAGGAAUUUGCCUGAUAAUUUCAAUGAUGCAAAAUUCAUUACUUUCAGUAUGCUUGUUUUUGCUAGUGUUUGGCUUUCUUUUAUCCCAGCAUAUCUGAGCACAAAAGGAAAGUAUUCAGUGGCAGUUGAGGUAUUUGCAAUCAUGGCUUCCAGUGCAGGAAUGCUCAUUUGCAUAUUUUUUCCAAAAUGCUACAUUAUUCUACUGAGGCCAGAUCUGAACAGUAAAGAUAAGUUAAUGGGGUCUGCAAAAUUAAAUAUUAAAAGGAGUACCAGAGAGAGCGAUCUGGCAGAGCAACUCCAAUGA